This is a messenger RNA of Lytechinus variegatus (green sea urchin), 1442 nucleotides long. RefSeq names its product CXXC motif containing zinc binding protein-like (gene czib). The transcript has 7 exons. NCBI's taxonomy places the organism in Eukaryota, Metazoa, Echinodermata, Echinoidea, Temnopleuroida, Toxopneustidae. The coding region runs from base 254 to 736 and encodes 160 amino acids. The record is from RefSeq and is a predicted model, not a curated record. Gene Ontology annotation, molecular function: zinc ion binding.
GUUAUACCUAUUAAAUACUUGUGAUUUCUCUUAGGCGGAUAUGAUCACUUGGAUGUGCCUUUUAACAAUUUGAUUGGAGAUGUAUCCCCAAAACUUACCUACAAACAUACUAUCAAAUGUUUAUGAAAAGUACUUGACACUUAUGUGAUCAAUUUGUAACGACAUUAACAUUUUGAUAUCAUUUUAGUCAAAACGAGAUCAGCUUCUUUUCUAGUGAUGGAACCAACUACGGAAGAGUGGGAAGGUUGUAAACAUGGUGCGCAUAGGGUUGCAGAUUAAAGCAAACUUGGAGAACGUGACCAAUCUCGGUCCUGAUGGAGAUGAUUUUCGCUGGUACAUGAAAAUGAAAUGUAGCAGCUGUAAUGAAAUAACAAGAAACUGGCAAUAUGUCACCCUGACAGAAAGUUCACCGCUCAAGGGAGGUAGAGGUCAAGCUAGUAUGGUGUCAAAAUGCAAGCUCUGUAGCAGAGAAAACUCUAUAGAUAUCUUAAAGGAUUUCAUCAAGCCGUACGUGAUUGAUAAGAAUAAUCAGUUUCAGACAGUGGUAGCAUUUGACUGCAGAGGAAUGGAACCAGUGGAGUACUCUUUCAGGGCUGGAUUCAAGGCCGAUGCUGUUGAAUCUUCAUCCAAGUUUACAGACAUUGACUUGCAAGAAGAGGAAUGGGCAGAUUAUGAUGAAAAGGCCAGCGAGACAGUAGGAAUUUAUGAAUUGGAGAGCAAGUUUAUCAAAGUAUGAUGAUUGCUGGUGUGUCAUUCGAUGAGAAACAGACAAUUAGAACAUGACUUUUAAAGCACAGACUUUUAUGGAGGAUAGAGACACCAUUGAUCUAUGAACUUCUGAAUGAUGCUGGAUGGUGAUAUUAAUUUGGAUUGAGUUUUAAUGCCUCCAUCUUAUAUGAAGAUUGGAGUGCAUGCACAAGUUCUUCCUAGUCUGCAUUCACAGACCCCUGGGUUUCGCAUAAAUCGCAAAGUGCAUGAUGCAGAGUCUGAAGUAGUGAGACUAGAUUCACUAUGUAUUGUGGCUGCCUUGACACACACAAAAGCCGGUAUUCUGAAGUCUGGUUUAACUUAGAACAUGGUCUAACUCUGCUAAAAUUAUGGGAAGCCAAAAGUGUCAAAUUUUUUAUGAAGAUGUAUGUUUCGUAUGUUUACUGUGCUCUUUCCUGAUUCAUCGAUGGUGAAGACAAUCAUCUAUUUAUACUUCCAAGACAAUUAUAAAUGAUUUGCUAGCAAAAUGAGCUGAAAUAUGGUAUCUCUACCGUUAGUGAUUUAUGUAACAAUUGGCUAUCCAUACUUAAACCACAACUUUAAACCUGAGUUUAAGUUAAACCCGACUUCAGAAUAUGGGCCAGAGUGUAGUCUAGUCUUUACUCUAAACAUGGUAUAAAUGGUUAAAGUGUUAAAUUUGAGUCUGGGCUUGCAGACUAAGUUCAUCCACCCCU